AUGACUGCUUUAGGCAAUACUUUAAGAGAAUUUAAAAAUCUUUAAAAUUUGUCAAUUUGGGAUGAUAUUAUAAUUGGAAAUUAAGGAGCUAUUUCUCUUAUAUAUGCGAUAAGCGAAUGCACAAACCUUUCAAGCUUAACUAUGGUUUUAAAUUUUAAAAAUCAAUUAAAUGAAAAUGAUGCAGUAUUUUCUUAACUUGGAAAGCUAAAGAAUCUGAAAAAUUUAAAGCUUUUCUUAGUGUAUUUUUAUAAUUUAAAAUAACAUUUAAUCAUAAAAAAAUUUUACCAAAUUUCAUAUUUAUAUUUAAAUUUAUACAAAAAUAAAAUAAGAAAAGGUUUUCCUUUAAUACAUAAGUAUUUAGAACAAAUCAAUCUUCUUGAAAAGUUAGAUUUAAUCUUUAGCCAGUAAAAUUAAUUAGAUUUAGAGAAUGAAUCUUUGUUAAAUUUUGGAGACUCACUUGAAAAAUGCUCAAACCUAAAAUAUUUAACAUUAUUUUUUCAAAAUUUUAAUUAUAACAUUGAUUACUAAUCCUUUAAGGUGCUUGCAUAGGAACUAGCUUAAAUUUAACAUUUAAUUGUUUUAAAUAUCACAAUGGAAAAUACAAAAAAGCGAAAAGUAUCUUUAAAAAAAUACUUUAUUAGGAAAAAUAAAAGAUUAAUUAAAUUAUAUAUUGGAAGUAUUUUCUCAUAUUGA
Messenger RNA from Tetrahymena thermophila SB210, 693 nucleotides. RefSeq lists its product as hypothetical. The record is from RefSeq and is a predicted model, not a curated record. The transcript is spliced from 6 exons. NCBI's taxonomy places the organism in Eukaryota, Ciliophora, Oligohymenophorea, Hymenostomatida, Tetrahymenidae.